AGUGACCCAAAAAAAAAUGAUAAAAAUAGUAAAGGUAAAUGAAAAGAAAGACGAAAGAAAAAAUCGGAGUAGAAUACAAAUAAUCACAGAUAAUUACAGCGGAGAAAAUAGAAAGGCAAAUCAAAGUAACAACAAAGAAGAACGUUAGAAAACCGGUAUACUUGCUGUGACGAAGCAAUCAGCAUUCCGUAAUAAUAAAACUCUUAUCGAAAUUCGAAACCCUCGCGCAUACACAGACGCACUUACAUACAUACAUACAUACACAUACAUAUGCAGUUAAUUCGUCCGUAUGAUUCGUGUUGGCAGAACAAUCACAAAAGUCCGCAGGUGUUAGUAUGAAAUGGGAAUCGGUGAGUCGUGGUGCUCUACUCAACAAACGUCAAAGUUAUAGCAGCAAACAAAAAGCUCUUAAACGGUACACAAAUUUUGGGCAAACGGAAUCGGUGACAACUUAACAUUCGAAAACCAGUUCAGCUGCUACUAAAGAACGAGUUAUACAAAAAAAAAAAACAAAACAAAACUAGCGCAAACUCAUUGUCGCCAAACCGUACGUUAUUGGCAUAUGCAAAGAUAAAGAAUUCGAAAACUUCCGUGUAGCUUCUGCGCCGCCGCAGCAAUUAUGGACCCAUGUAUGAAGCUGUCACUCGACCUGCCGGAAACCAGCUACGUGUACGAUGAUACUGCCGCCACGCGCAGUGUCAGUAAGCCGAUGGCACCCACGUCCAUUGUGGCUAAAGUUUCACCCAAUGGUCUAAUCGAAUUGAGCGAACAUUUUUACAUCAACCACAGCAAGCAAAACGAACCCAUCAGGGUUGAGGUGCAAUUGAAAGCCGAAGGAAUCUUUUUACGUCGCGAAACAGGCGUGCCAGAUGAAGUCUGCGAACAGCGUAUACCAUUGUCGGAUAUAAUUGGCAGCAGCUGCGGACCACGCAUGAAGAAAUCUCAUCGCGGCAGCUUGGUCUCUUGUCGGCGCAUAGACGAAGAUACGGAGGUGGAAAAUGGAACGCGGAAGGAUAUUUGCGCCUAUUUGCAUAUUUAUGCUUACAUCAAGAGCGAGACGAGCGAUAAGAGUUCGGUGCGUCGCGAGCGCACAGUGCGUAUUUUGCGCUUUCGCUCAUUCGACACUUACGAGGAGAACUUGAAGGUGGCUGAACGUUGGCAACAUGCCAUACGCAUCAAUCAGUCAGCGGUCAAAAAUCAGUUGGGUGAGAAACAACUGCUUAUCUUUCUAAAUCCCAAAUCCGGGAAGGGUAAAGGACGCGAGAUGUUCCACAAACAGGUGGCGCCUUUGCUCAAGGAGGCGGAAAUGCCAUAUGAAUUACAUGUGACCGCACACAUCAACUAUGCACGCGAGUUCGUGCGCAAACACAACGAUCUAUUGCGCUGCUACAGUGGCAUAGUGGUCGCUUCAGGCGAUGGUCUAUUCUUUGAAGUGCUCAAUGGCAUAAUGGAGCGCGAGGAUUGGCGUGCGAUCACGCGUGGAUUACCUAUAGGUAUCAUACCCUGUGGCUCGGGUAAUGGACUCGCGCGUAGCAUUGCCUAUCUCUAUAAGGAACCAUACGAACCAAAGCCGAUACUAUAUGCGACGCUGACAUGCGUUGCGGGUCAGCGUGCGCCGAUGGAUAUUGUACGCAUCGAUUCGGGAAAAGAAGGUAAAUCUAGUGAAAUUUAUUCGUUCCUCUCAGUCGGUUGGGGUCUUAUUGCCGAUAUUGAUAUCGAGAGUGAGCGUUUGCGUUCCAUUGGCGCCACGCGCUUCACCUUCUGGAGCAUACGCCGGCUGAUCGGUCUACGUACUUACACAGGGAAACUCUCCUAUCUACGUUGUGAGCAGAAGAAUGAGCGCAAAACUUAUGGCAAGCUGGUUUCUUCCACAUCAAAUGAGGAACAACGUUUGCCACCAGAGGUGCAGGAAUUUCAUGACAUACCAAACCCACCGAGAGACGAAAGGCCAGACAACUCUCGUCCACUUGCCGAUGCUGAAGAGGAUGAUGAGUUUGCAGAUGCCAUUUCAUUGGAUGGUGCUAGCAACCAAUCGUACGUUGAUAGUUGGCAUUCAGCUGUAUCGAAACACACCGCCUACUUUUCUCUCGCCGCCCAAAGUUUGCGCUCGCGUCGCAGCGUAUUAAGCCGCCUUGAAACGAUCAAUUUGGAAUAUGAAAAUCGUCGGCCACCGUCUACACUGCCAACGCUCGAUCAGCCAGUGCCUACAGAUACAUGGCAUACCGAAGAGGGUGAAUAUGUAAUGGUACAUGCAGCCUACACUACACAUCUAUCCUCAGACUGUUUUUUCGCGCCCCAGUCACUUCUCAAUGAUGGCAUCAUCUACUUGGUUAUAAUACGUGCUGGCGUAAGUCGUUCACAACUGGCACAGUUUCUACUAGGUACCAGCUCAGGUACACACCUACCGAAGGAGCCAAAUGAAUAUAUUGAAGUGGUGCCGGUGCGUGCAUUCCGCAUUGAACCCUGCUCCGACAAAGAAGGUAUUAUAACAGUGGAUGGCGAACGUGUGGACUAUGGACCCAUACAAGGUGAAGUACUGCGGGGUGUGAUAAAUGUCAUGGUGCCGAGUCCAAAUUGCACAAACUAGUUUGCCAACCUGCUAGACUUGGUAGAUUGUUGGAAUAUUUAUUUUUUUUUCCUGUUAUCCAUAUGUACUUAAAUAUGAUGCCAGUUGACUGUAUAUUGCAGACAUCCCUUUAGUUUUAGAAAAUAGUUAGUAUUUUAUUGUUUCUCUAUUAUUGUUACUGAGUGAUAUGUACAAUUGUGUACGUAUGUAGUAUGUAUGUACAUAUACAAAUUUUUAAUAAAGAACUUAUCGCUCAUUUACUAAUAGACUGACAUAACUGAGAAACCCCAAGGUUUUCAGGAGGCGCGUUUUAAGUUUUCAAUAUUCUCCCAAAAUGCAGGAAAACGUUAUGCAUAUUGUCUUCAUACGCGGUGACUACAUAUGAUUUGAGCACGAAAUUUUUACACAAUAUGAAGCAUAUAGUAAUGAGUAAUUUUGCAUAAUUUUCUUUAAAGUUUGUCUUUUGAGUUAUGAGGGUCUGUGUUAAUUAA
Messenger RNA from Rhagoletis zephyria (snowberry fruit fly), 3057 nucleotides. Its product is annotated as sphingosine kinase 1-like. Gene Ontology annotation, cellular component: membrane; cytoplasm; intracellular membrane-bounded organelle. Gene Ontology annotation, biological process: phosphorylation; sphingosine biosynthetic process. The record is from RefSeq and is a predicted model, not a curated record. Lineage: Eukaryota; Metazoa; Arthropoda; Insecta; Diptera; Tephritidae.